AUGACUUCACAACCCCCACCCACCGACGUCCCACCAACAGCACCCCCAAACGGGACAACCACCACAAAAAAGCCUCAAUCCGUCGACGACCUCCCGCCCGCAGCCCUCGACCUCGCCGCCAAACUCUUCGACCUGGCCCGCGCCGGCACCACCCCAACACUGAAACUGUACCUCGACGCCGGCGCCCCCAAGAACCUCACCAACGCGGCCGGCGACACGCUGCUCAUGCUCGCCGCCUACCACGGCCACGCCGACACCGCCCGCAUGCUGAUCGCCGCCGGCGCAGAUGUGAAUGUGCUGAACGGGCGGGGGCAGAGUAUCAUUGCUGGGGCGGUGUUCAAGGGGUAUGAGGACGUGGUCAAGGUGCUGUUUGAGGCGGGCGCGGAUGUGGGGCGGGGGCAGCCGAAUGCAGUGGAUUGUGCGCGGAUGUUCAAGAGGGAGGGUGUGUUGGCGUUGUUUGGGGAGGAGCUGGGGGAGGGGAGGGAAAUCAGGAUGGAUGGGCAGGCGUGA
This is a messenger RNA of Boeremia exigua, 510 nucleotides long. Its product is annotated as ankyrin repeat-containing domain protein. The record is from RefSeq and is a predicted model, not a curated record. Gene Ontology annotation, molecular function: protein binding. NCBI's taxonomy places the organism in Eukaryota, Fungi, Ascomycota, Dothideomycetes, Pleosporales, Didymellaceae. The transcript has a single exon. Bases 1 to 510 code for a protein of 169 amino acids.